AUGGCGCAGUCCGUGGAGCGCAUGAAGAUCGACUCCGAGAACGUCCCCCUCACCGCGCUCGCGGGCAGAACCCCAGGGCGGACGCCGAACAAGCGCGCGACGAUGGGCGGACCGACGUUCGUGCCGCCGCCGCGCAUGGGCAGCUCUCCGCCGUCGUCGCCGCUGGCGAACAGAAGCAACGUGGACGACGUCACGUGGGCGGCGCAGGGCGCGCGGUCGGGGUAUCCCGCGCAGCCGCAUCAUGACCGUCGCGUCGGAUCCGCCGACAUGGCGCCGCCGCCGCCGGUGACGCGGCACGACCGCAGGCAGACGAUGGCGCCGAACAUGAUGUCAGCGUACAGGUUGAAAGAGGAGGAGGAGGAACCCGCGCUGAUGGCCGCGCCGAUGCCCCCCCCCGGGGGGGACCGGUGGGGACGCGGGAACGAGGCGUGGCGCGACGGCCCCGCCGCCGCCGCCGCCGCCGCCGCCGCCGCCGCGCCGCCGCCGCAGCGUGAGACGAACCGCCGCCACUCGACGUACGUCAGCGGGGGGUCGUACCAAACCCACCAGCACACGAACGGCGGCGGCGCGACGUCGGGGAUGCCGCCGUCGAUCUCGAGAGACGCGGACGCGUAUUACACCCCGGCGUCGUCGCCGUGGGGGAGCCCGCCGAAGAGCUACUACAGCGCUACUUCGCGGACGAAGGCGAACGACGACGCGAGCGGCGGCGGCGCGACGUCGCCGCCGUCCGCGCCGCCACCGCCGCCGUCGUCGCACGGGUACAACACCCGAAGCGCGCGCAAGGCGGCGGCGGAGGCGCCGUCGAGGCCGGACUCCGCGAGGGACGACCGCGGCUACCCGAGCUACCCCGCCGCCGCCGGCGUGACGUCGCCGAGCGCUUCGUACUUGCGAGGGUUACAAGACCCGCCGCCGCCGCCGGCGGCGGCGGCCGCGCGCAGGGAGCACGCGACGCACCAAGCGUACCCGUCGACCAUCCCGGGGACGAACGCGCCGCCCGGGACGGGGUACGCGCAUCUCAUGGUGAACAAGCCCGCCGGGACCGCGGCGGGGGCCGCCGCUCUCCUCGGCGCCGCCCCGGAGGGAUGCUACCUCGGCACGUGGCGCGGGGACGAGCGCGCGCGCGUGCUCGCAUACGAGGCGUGUCUCCAAGCGUGCCUGGAAGGGUCGCUCGGGACGAACGCGCCGCAGCACAAGGUUGACAUGGCGGUGCACUUUCUCGCGGAUCGAUGCGCGGAGCUCCGAAAAGGAUUUGGCAUGGACGGCGUCCUCGUCGGAAGCAAAGGCGACGGCGGCGGCGGCGGCGCCCUCGGCGCGAUCGCGAAGGGCAACGCCGCGUCCGUCGCCGCCGCGGACGUGGACGAUCAGGUAUCCUCGACGCGGCGGCAGACGUUCGACACCGGGUGCGGGCAACGAUGGAGCGGCGUCACCGUCGACGUCACGGAAGUGUCCAUCAUCACCCGCGGCUGGAAGCGGUUCACGUCGCACCACCCGAGAGAGGUGUACCAGACGUUCAAAGAGAAGGGCGCGAAAGCGAGCGCGAAGCUCGUGCGGACGACGCCGGAGCCGCGCGGGGACGUGUGCGUCGUCCGCGCGGACAGCGGCGGAUUUGGCGGCGUCGGCGGCGGCGACUCCGCGACGCUCCACGUCGGCUGCGGCGACGCGCGGAUCCGACUCGCCGCCGCGGACGAGGCGCUCGUGUUCGAGGUUGACCUGGGCGAGGGGAAGAUCGCGAAGGCGUGCCCGACGUUGGAGGAAGUCGCGAAGAUGUCCAACGAAGGACGCAACAUCGUCGAGCUUCCGCUUUUACUUCGCAACGGCAAGGAGAAGGGAUACGUUCGCUUCACCGCGCACCUCGAACCGAUCGGCGGGUACGACUGGGGCGCGCCGCUGACGAACCUGGAUCACACGAACGGCGUGUGCGGCGGGUUGAACAGCUUCGGCGGCGACGCCGCGGGGUGGUCCUCCGGCGCGAACGCGCCGCUGCCCGCCGGGACGGCGUACGACGUCGCGUUGAACGCCGCGUUGCGAUCGCUCGGGUUCCACCGCCGUCGCCUGAACAUUCAAGGCCCGUGGGCGUGGCUCUUGCGCGAGCUCUCCGAGCUCCAGGGCGUCUCGCCGAACCACACGUCGCUGCGGUACGUCCGGCACGUCCUCGCGGUCGCGACGCCGACCGCGGACUGCCUCGCGAGCAUCCUCGAUCACCUCGCGCCGUGCCUUCGAGAGCACGCCGAGGGACGGCUGAACGCGUCCGAGGCGGAGCAACUGAAGGGGAUCAAAGUCGCGGUGGAUCAGCUCGUCGGCGUGUGCUUCCAGAACUACAAGAAUCUCAGCGAGGACGAGCCGAGAGGGAUCGCUAAGGAGGUUCCGCAGGUGGUCCCCGCGCCCGCGCUCGCGAUCGCGCUCGAGCUGUCGCGGAUUCUUCAAAAGGACCCGCUCGCGCCCGAGUCCAUCCGCGGCCUUCAGUCGCACUUACAAACCGCCGCGCGGUCGUGCUACCGACGGCAUCACUCCAUCUUCCUCGGCGCGCGGCACAAGAACGCCAUCGGGGGCGACGAGAGCGGGGAGUUGGACGCCGGGCACGCGCGCCUCUUCGCCGGCCUCUCCGAGCUCUGCCUCGGUCUGUGCCGCGAGCUCGGGACGGACCACACGAUUCAAGACGCCAACGUGCUCCCUCUCGGCGUCCGCCUCCCUCAGCUCGCCGCCGGGGUGUACUGCACGGAGGCGUCCGCGUGCGUGGAGAAGCUCCUGACCGCGCACCCUCCGCCCGCGCCGCCCGGGCCGGAGGCGAUCGACCUCGUGGACGCGCUGUGCGAGCUCCAAGAAGCCGCCGUCGCCGCCGACGUCAGCGAUUUAGGCCCGGAGGAGCGGUUCCAAGGCGUCGUCCCGACGCACGACCGCGCGAAGAACGGGCCGUACCCGGGCAUCGGCGGCGCCCCCGCGGCGAGCGCGAUGGACCCUAAGCGUCUUUUCCAGCCCCACGUCGCGUCGUGGAUCGAGUCUGGACGAGAGACGCUCCUGCGCGGCUGCAUCGCGGCGUUGGCGAAGCACGGCGUCGGCGGCGCGGCGAUGGACGACGCCUACCGCGAAGCCAUGCGCGCGCUGGAAGGGUUCGAGAGAGUCGUCGCGCGGUGGCCGGACGCCGCGGUCGCGCUCGAGGAAGUUCUCGCGGACGCGGAUCGUCUUCUCUUGCAGCGCAUCAGCGCGAGCGUGGACGACGGGAAGGCCCACGGCGGCGGGCUCUUCGGCGGCCGCGGCGCCGCCGCCGGAUUCGGCGGCGGCGGCGCGCGCGAUCGCGAAUACGGCGCGGGGUACGGCGCCAGGGACGGCGACGACGACGACGCGCCGCAGCCGACGCCGUACCGCGACGAGACCAACGAACCGAAGAAGAAGGAGAUGCGCGGCGCGAUGAACCGCCUCCGAGCGCGCGCGGGGAAAGCCGCGGCGGCAACGGUGGAGAAGGCGCGGUCGAAAUUUCAUCACGGCGACGACGACGCGCGCGCGGGGACGCGCGCGAAGCUCUCGCACGCGGGCGCUGAGGACGGGUACGUCCCCGCCGAGCUCGGCGCCGCGCUCACGGCGUUGAAAGCGAUGGAGGUGCUGCGUCCGGAGGUUGGCCAGCGGCUCGUGCUGUGGGUCGCCGCCGCGGGCGGCGGCCAGCGCGCCGCCGGGGAGGAGUUUAGCCGCCGCAGCGCCGAGGUGCUCGGCGAGUUGCGCGCGCAGUACAGCGACAAGCUUCGCAGAGCCGUCGGCGGCGUCGCGGGCGCGGGGCCUUCGCUUCUCAACGCGCUGCGCGACGCGGCGAUCCACGGGCCCGGGGGCGCGCACAGGGAGUUCGAUCGCAAGAAGAAGCAGCGCUCAAACCGGUCGCGGAACGCGAGCCACCACCACAGGGAGUGGGAGCACGGCGAGCGCGACGCCGCGGACGGGGACGCGUCCGACGCCGGCGUCGACGACGACGACGCGCGCGGCGACGACGCGAGCGCGCGCGGCGACGCGCGAGGUUCGAACGAACGCGCGGGCGAGGACGAGCUCGACUUCGUCGUCGCGCCGAUCUUGUCGCAUGUCGACGUCGUCGCGCGCGGGCUGCGGCGGUCCGUGCCGCAGAGACGCGCGCUCGUUGGGGUGUUACGCGGGCUGUGGUCGCACUACGGCGGGGAGGCGUUGAAGUUUGUCGAGGAGGAUCUGCGGCAGCGGUCGUCGUGGCGCCUGCGGUUGAUCGCGACGGGCGCGUGCGAGAGGGUCUCCGCCGCGGUCGGCGCCGCGAUCCGGGAGGCGUUAGGGCACGACGUCAAGGAUAAGGAUCUCGAGCCGCCCACGCUCGUGACGAAGCUCAGCGCGUUCGUCGACGGCGGCGCGACGGAGUCCGUCUCCGUGUAUUAA
This is a messenger RNA of Micromonas pusilla CCMP1545, 4380 nucleotides long. RefSeq lists its product as uncharacterized. The record is from RefSeq and is a predicted model, not a curated record. The transcript has a single exon. NCBI's taxonomy places the organism in Eukaryota, Viridiplantae, Chlorophyta, Mamiellophyceae, Mamiellales, Mamiellaceae. The coding region runs from base 1 to 4380 and encodes 1459 amino acids.